CUCUGUCAUACACAUUUUUUAUACAGACAUAACUUGUGAAGGAUGUGUUGUACAACGAAACACUUGUAAAAAACUUCACGAAGAAUGCUCAACAGCGAAGAAAUUUCACAAAUCAUUGAUUGAUUGAUUGAUGCAUUAUAGCAAAAACCAGGAAGCUGAUUCUUCAAGCAACCGACAGAAGAGUAGAAGAAUGCAGAUCAAAUGAACGGAACAGUACCCACCUGAAGAGAUCCGAUCGAUGUCGGGUGGAGGUGCUGCACCCGCCACCCCUGCCGUUCCUCCCCCAACACUGGGCGGUCAUUCUCGGUGCGGGUGGGUUCUGGGCCCAUCGCUGGACAAGAUCAUCAAGAACGUCGCGUGGAGGAAGCACUCUCAGCUGGUCGCUGCCUGCAAGUCCGCUCUCGACAAGCUCGAUUCUCUAGUCGAUGACCCCAUCGAUCCCGCUUCAUGCUCCCCUCUCUAUGGCCUCUCUUCACCUGACGCUGAAUUCGUCUUGCAGCCCAUCAUCCUCGCCCUCGACUCUGCUUCCCCAAAGGUGGUGGAGCCAGCUCUCGACUGCGCAUUCAGAUUGUUUUCUUUCGGCAUCAUCCGGGGCGAGAUCGAGGUUGGAACCUCCCCUCCCAUCAUAUUUCGCUUGAUUGAUUCCGUCUGCAAGUGUGGCGCUCUCGAUGAAGAGGCUAUCGAGCUCGGCCUUCUUCGCGUCCUCCUCUCGGCUGUCCGGUCCCCCUACGUCAUUCUCAGGGGAGAUUGCCUUGUGCACAUUGUCAGGUCUUGUUAUAAUGUGUAUCUAGGUGGCUUGAACGGCACCAAUCAGAUCUGCGCUAAGUCCGUUCUAGCUCAAAUGAUGGUCCUUGUUUUCACUAGGGUCGAGGAGGACUCUAUGAACAUCAACUUCAAGACUGUUUCUGUAGCUGAUCUCUUGGAGUUCACCGAUAGAAGUUUGAAUGAGGGCAGUUCCAUUCAAUUUGCUCAAGAUUUUAUCAAUGAGAUUGUGGACACCAAAGCUAAGGAAGUGCUUCCUGAUUCCAAACUGUCCUUGCUAUUGGAGAAUGGAAACAUUCAAAGGGGAAGUGAGAUGGUUGAUGAGGAAUCAAGGGAAGGGGUGGAGAUGGACAUCUAUAGCAAGAUCCGAGAGGAUGGCUUUAUGCUUUUCAAGAAUCUAUGCAAAUUGUCCAUGAAAUUUUCCUCACCAGAGCACACUGAUGAUCAAAUCCUGUUAAGAGGGAAAAUACUUUCAUUAGAGCUCCUCAAGGUUGUCAUGGAUAAUGCAGGCCCAGCCUGGCUCUCCAGCGAGAGGUUUCUAAAUGCUAUCAAACAGUUUCUUUGCUUAUCAUUGUUGAAGAACAGCGCACUGUCUGUCAUGACCAUUUUUCAACUUCUUUGCUCAAUAUUCGAGAAUCUAUUAUCAAAAUAUAGGUCUGGGCUGAAAUCAGAAAUUGGAAUCUUCUUUCCUAUGCUGAUCCUACGUGUGCUAGAGAAUGUGCUUCAGCCUAGUUUCUUACAGAAGAUGACUGUUCUGUGCCUACUAGAUAAGGUUUCCCAAGAUCCUCAGGUUAUAAUUGAUAUUUUUGUCAACUAUGACUGUGAUGUUGAUGCUCCAAACAUAUUUGAAAGAACUGUCAACGGCCUUCUCAAAACUGCAUUGGGUCCACCUCCUGGUUCGACUACCACUUUAUCUCCAGCCCAAGAUUUGACAUUUCGGAGUGAAUCAGUGAAAUGCUUAGUCAGAAUAAUAAACUCUAUGGGCACGUGGAUGGACCACCAAUUGAAAUUAGGAGAGUCCAGUCCACUGAAGCUUUCUGGUAAUGACAGCGCAGUUGAAAACAUUACUGCACCCGGUGAAGAGGGAAGUAUGGCUGACCAUGAUCUGCACUUAGAGGAGAGUUCUGAAAUCUCUAAUGCAAUUACCUUGGAGCAGAGGCGAGCUUAUAAACUGGAAAUACAGAAAGGUGUAUCUCUGUUCAACAGAAAACCUUCAAAAGGGGUUGACUUCCUAAUGAAUACAAAAAAGGUUGGCAAUUCCCCUGAAGAAGUAGCUUCUUUCCUGAAGAACACUUCUGGACUAAAUGCUACUAUGAUUGGUGAUUAUUUGGGAGAGAGGGAUGAAUUUCCCUUGAAGGUUAUGCAUGCAUAUGUGGAUUCAUUUAACUUUGAACAAAUGAACUUUGGUGAAGCAAUCAGAUAUUUCCUACGAGGUUUCAGACUUCCGGGUGAAGCUCAGAAAAUUGACCGUAUAAUGGAAAAAUUUGCUGAGCGCUACUGUAAAUGUAAUCCAAAUUCUUUCACAAGUGCUGAAACGGCUUAUGUCCUUGCUUAUUCAGUGAUAAUGCUCAACACCGAUGCCCACAAUAACAUGGUGAAGGAUAAGAUGACCAAAGCUGAUUUCAUCAGGAAUAAUCGAGGAAUUGACAAUGGAAAAGACUUACCUGAAGAUAACUUGGGUGAUCUCUAUGACCAAAUUGUGAAAAAUGAAAUAAAGAUGAACGCGGAUUCUACUGUUCAACAAAGCAAGCAGGGGAGCAGCCUGAAUAAACUUUUGGGCUUUGAAGGUAUACUAAAUCUAGUGUGGAAGCAGACUGAAGAAAAGCCAUUGGGCACAAAUGGAGAUCUUAUAAGGCAUAUUCAAGAGCAGUUCAAAGCUAAAUCUGCUAAAUCAGAGUGUGUUUUUUAUACUGUUUCCAAUCCAGCAAUACUGAAGUUUAUGGUUGAAGUUUGCUGGGGUCCAAUGCUUGCUGCAUUUAGUGUAACACUAGACCAGAGUGAUGACAAGACUGCAACCUCUCUGUGCUUGAAAGGCUUCCGAUAUGCAGUGCACGUUACAUCAAUCAUGGGUAUGCAGACACAGAGGGAUGCUUUUGUCACCACCGUUGCUAAAUUUACUAAUCUUCAUUGUGCUGCAGAUAUGAAACAAAAGAAUGUUGACACUGUGAAAGCAAUAAUAUCCAUUGCCAUUGAAGAUGGAAAUUCCCUUCAAGAAGCUUGGGAGCAUAUUUUAACAUGUCUAUCCAGAUUUGAGCAUUUGCAACUGUUGGGGGAGGGUGCGCCAUCUGAUGCAUCCUUUCUUACCUCCACAACUGCUGAAACUGAAGAGAAAGCUUUGAAGUUGGUGGGCUUUCCUUCUUUAAAGAGAAAAGGAACUCUACAGAAUCCAGCUGUUGCUGCUGUUGUCCGGGGAGGCUCAUAUGAUAGUACUACAAGUGGAGUUAAAUCUGUAGUCUUGGUUUCUCCAGAGCAAAUGAACAACUUCAUUUCAAACUUGAAUCUACUUGAUCAGAUUGGGAGUUUUGAACUUAACCACAUCUUUGCUCACAGCCAAAGAUUAAACAGCGAAGCAAUAGUGUCUUUUGUUAGAGCUCUUUGCAAAGUUUCUAUGUCAGAGUUACAAUCUCCAACAGACCCUCGUGUAUUUAGUCUUACAAAGAUUGUUGAAGUUGCGCACUACAAUAUGAACCGUAUUAGAUUAGUAUGGUCUUGCAUAUGGAGUGUCCUUUCCGACUUUUUCGUUUCUGUUGGACUAUCAGAAAAUCUUUCUGUUGCAAUAUUUGUCAUGGAUUCACUGCGCCAACUUGCUAUGAAAUUCCUUGAACGAGAAGAGCUGGCAAACUACAAUUUUCAAAAUGAAUUUUUGAGACCAUUUGUGACUGUUAUGCAAAAAAGCAGUUCGUCUGAAAUCAGGGAAUUAAUUGUUCGGUGCAUAUCUCAAAUGGUCCUUAGUCGUGUCAACAAUGUAAAAUCUGGAUGGAAGAGUGUUUUUAUGGUUUUUGCUGCUGCUGCGGCUGAUGAAAGGAAGAACAUAGUCUUACUGGCUUUUGAAACCAUGGAAAAGAUUGUACGAGAAUAUUUUCCAUACAUAACUGAAACAGAAACUGUAACUUUCACUGAUUGUGUUAGAUGCCUCAUUGCAUUCACAAAUAGUAGAUUUAACAGUGAUGUUAGCCUCAAUGCAAUUGCAUUUCUCCGUUUCUGUGCUGUCAAACUUGCAGACGGAGGACUUGUUUCUAAUGAGAAAAGUGAAGAAAAGGAUAAGUCUAUCCAGGCAGCAAAUGACAAUACUUCAGAUGUAAAAUGCUUCACAAAUGAAGAUGAUCACAUGUCUUUCUGGCACCCUCUGCUCACAGGAUUAUCAGGCCUGACUUCAGAUCCUCGGUCAGCUAUCAGGAAGAGUGCGCUUGAGGUUCUCUUUAAUAUUUUAAAAGACCAUGGCCAUCUCUUCUCUCACUCUUUUUGGGUUAAAGUUUUCAAUUCUGUCAUCUUCCCGAUAUUCAGUUCUGCACGUGAUAACACUGAAGCAGACUUAAAAGAUCAUCAGUUUUCCCCAAGAUUUAGAUCUUCACAACUUGAUGGACAGCUGUGGGACUCUGACACUUCUGCUGUGGCAGCUCGAUGCCUAGCUGAUCUAUUCAUUAGUUUCUUUGAUUUGAGUAGGUCUCAGAUGCCUGGCAUAGUGUCAAUACUAGUGGGUUUCAUAAGAAGCCCUGGUCAGGGUCCUUCAAGCACUGGUGUAUCUUCACUAAUGCAUUUGGCUGGUGAAUUGAGAGACAGACUUUCAGAAGAGGAGUGGCAAGAGAUCUUUCUUGCUUUGCAAGAUGCUGCUGCUUCUAGUGUGCCCAAUUUCUUAAAGCUUCUACAAACCAUGGACAGCUUUGAUAUGCCUGAUGGUAGUGUGUCCAAUAAUUAUGUGGAAACAUCAUAUGAAGUAGGGUCGAUGAAUGACGCUGAGGGUGACAACCUGCAAAUGGUUGGGUAUGUUGUUUCACGAAUCAAGGGUCAUAUAGGAACACAACUACUCAUCGUACAGGUAGCUACUGAUCUUUGUAAGUUGCAUCGGCAGUCACUAAGCGCCAAGUCCGUAACGGUCCUUCUUGGGAUCUAUUCAUCUAUUACUUCUCAUGCUCACCAGUUAAAUUCUGAUGGCGUCCUAAAAGUGAAGCUGAAGAGAGCCUGCUCAAUACUAGAGAUCACAGAACCACCACUAUUGCACUUCGAAAAUGAAUCCUACCAGAAUUACAUCAACUUUUUGCAUGAUUUGCUUGUCAGUGAUCCAACAUUGGGAAAAGAGAAGGAUCUAGAACCUGAACUUGUGUCUAUAUGCGAGAAAGUCCUGCAUGUAUACUUGGGUUGUGCCGGUGUACACCAGCAACAACCAGUCGUCAACAAGCAGCAGCAGCAGCUGAAGCUGCACUGGAUUCUUCCCCUAGGCUCAGCCAGGAAGGAAGAACUAGCUGCCAGGACUCCCUUAGUUCUUUCUGUAUUACAUAUAUUGAGUGCUUUUGAAGGUGAGAGUUUUAAGAAGUAUGCAUCACAGCUGUUUCCGUUACUGGUAGAUCUUGUCCGGAGUGAGCAUAGUUCUGGAGAAGUUCAGCAACUUCUAAGUGGCGUCUUCCGUUCAUGCAUAGGCCCAUUAAUAGUGAAGAUGUGAAAGUUUCAUUUUUGUAAAUUAUUAUCACCUAGGCUGAGGGUGAGGAACAUCUUUAUAUAGACUACUGAAGUUUUGUUUAUUGUUGUUAGGCCCCAUAAUCUUGCUAUCCAUUUACCAAACAGAAGAUGACAAUCACUUCUCAGAAUAAAAAUUAGUUAAAUACCUCUUUAAAUAAAAAUGUUCUGCGUCUUUUAUUUCACGUUUUCAUGCAC
Cuscuta europaea is the source of this 5631-nucleotide messenger RNA. Lineage: Eukaryota; Viridiplantae; Streptophyta; Magnoliopsida; Solanales; Convolvulaceae. The record is from the annotation of a GenBank genome assembly.